AUGAGUGAUGAAAAAUUAGAAAUGACUGUGCCUUCAAUUGACCAUGACGACAAAUUGAAAACAAAUCUAUCAUCAUCUCCACCGUCCCCGAUUCCAUCUCCGUCAACAACACCAAUAACUUUAACAAAACUUGGUUCAUUAACCAAUCGUAUACUUUCACCAAGCAAUAUUAAUUCGUCGCCAAUUUCAAUAAAUUCAUCUUCUUCAUCACAUAUUUCACCGAUUAAAUCGUCCUGCAAUUCUUCUUCAUCUUCUACUCGACGCACAUUUAACAUCUGUGAUAUACUUGCUAAACCUUCAGCAUCAUCCGUUGACAGUAAUAAUAAUACUCGUCUUAAUCAUUUAAUUAAGAAACCUAAAGCUCAACGAUUAGAUGAUUAUACAAAAUUAAUACUUGAACAAAAAUCCAAUCAUUUAAAUGAUAAUAAUAAUAUAGCAAAGAAUCUUAAAUCCGUCUAUUCACAUUCAGAUAAUGAUGAUGAUUACGAUGAUGAACAUCAUGAUUCAGUCAGUGAUUGUGAUGUAUCUGAUGGAUGUCUAUCAGAAACUGGUGAUAAGACUCAUGAUGACGAUUUAAAUGUAUCUAUAAGUGAUGGUGACAAAUCAAAAUCAUCAUCAACAACUUCAUCGACAGCUGAUAAACCAUCAAAACCACGUCGGGCACGAACGGCAUUUACAUACGAGCAAUUGGUUGCAUUAGAAAACAAAUUUAAACAAACACGGUAUUUAUCCGUUUGCGAACGACUUAAUCUUGCAUUAUCAUUAUCACUAACAGAAACACAAGUAAAAAUCUGGUUUCAAAAUCGACGAACAAAAUGGAAAAAACAAAAUCCUGGCCUCGAUGUUAAUUCUCCAACAAUACCAACUACAGUCGGCUCAUCAUCUGUAGGAAUGCAUUCAGCUGCUGCUGCAGCUUAUGUUGCUUGUGCUGCAUCAUUUUAUAAUUCUCAACAACAACAAAUGAAUGGAUCUUCAUCAUCAAAUUCUUCAACAACAAAUCCUUAUCCACUUAUAUCACCACUCUAUGCUGCAUCACUCUAUGCUAAUGCGCGAAAAUUCAGUUGA
Rotaria socialis is the source of this 1065-nucleotide messenger RNA. NCBI's taxonomy places the organism in Eukaryota, Metazoa, Rotifera, Eurotatoria, Philodinida, Philodinidae. The record is from the annotation of a GenBank genome assembly.